This is a messenger RNA of Drosophila bipectinata, 3151 nucleotides long. RefSeq names its product Cdc7 kinase (gene Cdc7). Lineage: Eukaryota; Metazoa; Arthropoda; Insecta; Diptera; Drosophilidae. The record is from RefSeq and is a predicted model, not a curated record. Gene Ontology annotation, biological process: mitotic DNA damage checkpoint signaling; protein phosphorylation. Gene Ontology annotation, molecular function: protein serine/threonine kinase activity; ATP binding. Gene Ontology annotation, cellular component: nucleus.
GCCCACCACCAGCGUACUGGUCCGGCCGGAGGAAAAGCGACACAAAACAGAGCAACCGCCAGAGCCAGCGAUACGCCAGUCGCUCAAUUAGAUAAUAGCCGUUGACCAGGUUGCGCCGGGAAUCCGCUGGAGCUCCGCCACAUCCAGGACCCAAGCUGGCGGCGCAGGAAUCGGAAUCGGAAUCGGAUAAGAGACGGAGCAGCACUACACUUACACUCAUUAAUUUGGAAUAAUCUCGUACCUACUGGAGCUAAAUUUUCCGUAUCUUUUUAACAAAAUUAUCCGUGCGUGUUCAUAGAGACGGACGUGGUGAAAACAUUCAAUUAUAAUCUUCAAUAAAGGAGUCAAUUCUUCAUCAGUCGAUGCGUGGCCCCAAAGGAAUACUUGGACCGGAUAUCGUGCUAGAAACUAGGAGCAGAGAGAGCUGCCAGAGGCGAUGGCCGAGCCUUAUCAGCUACGAACCCAGAUGGCAACACAGUAUCGUCGUCCACGACCAGGACACACCACCUCCCAGUUUCCCCACCAAGGCGUAGUCUAUACAAACGGAGGCACUGCUUCCUGGAACGAGGCACGCCAAUUUCAGCAACAACAACAACAACAACAGCAAUUGCAAUAUCAACAACAACAACAGCAACAACUUCAUCAGGAGCAACAACAUCGGUACUCGUACCUGCAGCAACAGCAGCAGCUGCAACAAUCACAACAGCUGCACGAGCAGUAUCAAAACCAACAACACCAGGAGGCACAGCAGCAUUAUAAUAACAAUAAUCAGAUCCCAGGACCGGGACUAAAGUAUUUGUAUAAGGAACCAGUGAUUGCUGGGCAGCCAUCGGUUGCUGGACCGCCGUUUGGCAUGCCAUUAGGAGGAGCACCAAUCAUACCGAUUGGUUCACCCAUGGCUGUGAUGCCCACCACACCACGAGCGCAGAAACCACGCAGCAAGAGCGAGGAAGCCAUCUCAGAUCUUUUACUGCGCAUUCCGGACAUUGGUAUAUUGUUUGAUGUUCAUAGUCGGAUUGGAAAUGGAACAUUUAGUACCGUUUUGUUGGCCACUCUGCGCCGUGAAUCGCAUUUGCCGGAUAAUGUAAGACGCAAAUUUGCCAUCAAACACCACAUCCCCACCAGCCAUCCGGAUAGGAUUAUGAAGGAGCUGCAGUGUAUGACAAAAAUGGGGGGCACAAACAACGUGGUCGGCAUCCACUGCUGCCUGCGAUGUGACGCCUCCGCCGCAUUCGUGAUGCCCUACAUGGCCCACGACCGCUUCCAUGACUUCUUCACGCGCAUGGACGUGUCCGAGAUCCGCUUGUAUAUGCGUAAUCUGCUAAUAGCCCUCCGCCACGUCCACAAGUUCGACAUCAUUCAUCGCGACGUGAAGCCGAGCAACUUUUUGUACAACCGCCGCCGGCGUGAGUUUCUCCUCGUGGAUUUCGGCCUGGCUCAGCAUGUGACUCCCGCGAUGGGAUCGAGUGCAGGGGGAAUCGGAGCAGUGGGAAAGCGUGCCCGCGAAGGGGACCAUGAAGACCAAGUGGCGCCCAUGCUAGGAGGAGGAGCUGCCGGGGCAGGGAAUGCUAUGGAAGUCCCACCGGCUGACGCGGAACUGGGUGGAGCUGUGAAACGCAUGCGACUAGAGGAUGGCGUCAAGAUGCCACUGAAGCCCAUCAAUGAAAUUGCUCAGGGCGAGGCACCGCCUGCGGACUUCGGUAAUCCCAAUCCCGGCCUGCAGCCCACCGGCCAGCAACUGCAACAGCAGCCGGAGCAGAACUAUAACGCCGCCGGAGGAACCCCCUCGGGAAGCAAAUACAACACCAAUCGCAAUGCAGCUGGAUCGGGUACGAAGUGCUUCUGCUUUGCCAAUCCGUCGGUGUGCCUGAACUGUCUGAUGAAGAAGGAGGUGCAUGCCUCCAGGGCCGGGACUCCGGGCUACCGCCCACCCGAGGUGCUGCUCAAGUAUCCGGACCAGACCACCGCCGUGGAUGUGUGGGCGGCGGGCGUCAUCUUUCUCUCCAUCAUGUCCUCGGUGUAUCCGUUCUUCAAGGCACCCAACGAUUUCGUGGCUCUGGCCGAGAUCGUCACCAUAUUCGGGGAUCAGGCCAUCCGCAAGACCGCCUUGGCGCUGGAGCGCAUGGUGACCCUUAGCCAGCGUUCCCGUCCGCUCAGUCUGCGCAAGCUGUGUCUGCGCUUCCGCCACCGCCGCGUCUUCAGCGACGACAAGCUGCAUCGCAGCCAUGCCAACCAGGAUGGCCAGUGCGAGGUGUGCCGCAACUGCGACCAGUACUAUUUCAACUGCCUGUGCGAGGAUACCGAGUACAACGAUGAGCCCCUGGAUGCCUACGAGUGCUUCCCGGCCACUGCCUACGAUCUGUUGCACCGCCUGCUCGAGGUUAAUCCCCACAAGCGCAUUACCGCCGCCGAGGCACUGCAGCAUCCAUUCUUCACGGCCGCCGAGGGCCAGGAUCAGGCGGUAACAGCGCCAAUACCCUGUGACGAAGAUCACCUAGUGUCGGGGAAACAAUCGCAGGCAGAGUCACGGAAGCUACGUCGCCAGCGCUAUCCCAAAGUGGCUGGUGCGACGGGCAACGAGCAGCUGAAGCAACCACUGGAGGUCGACAUGCAUGCGACGGCUUAUGAAAAACUGUGAAACUAGUCCCCAUUUGUACAUACCACACACCUCACUCACCUCCCCCCCCACACAUAUCGCCCAAGAACCAUGAUUGUACAUAUAUAUAGAUAUAUAACCUCCUCUCAUCCACAACGCACAUCUUGUCCAGUGUAAAGUGUUCACCAUACCUCAGUACCUCUGCGGGGAAUCCGCCAGGGAGUAAACCAAAUAGAAACACCACACAAAAACCAACAAAAAAAAGGAUAGUUUUAGCAACAAAUACACACAUUUUAAAUCAAGAUCAUGAACAAUAGAAGACAGUGGAGCAUCUCGGAGUAUACAUGGAAAUUAAUAGCAACAACCAGUGGCAGGAGAUCCACCUGCACAACCACCACCACUACCAAGUUGUACAGUUCGAAUAGUGUUAGUGUAAUUUAAGUUUAAAAAUUGUAUUUUAUAUCAAGAAACAAAAAAAAAAAGAAGAAACCCAUGUGAACGGAGAUAUAUACAGAAGCGAAAUAUAUUUAUACGAAUUGUGAAUUGUAAACUAAA